ACAAAAAUAUGUUUUUCGAUGGACCAAUAUUUUUGUCUGUACAGAUGAGAUUUGUUUCUAUUUAUAAACAUAUGACAUAUGUCCUUGAUUAUUUAUACUUUGAAGUUUUCUUGUCCACACAAAGUUAAUAAAGAUUGUUUUCCAAAUUGAAAAGGCUAGGUGAUUACUUUUUAAUCUUUUAAGCCAGAUUAAACUUCUACCAGGUGUGGAAUAUAGCAAAGAGCAGCAGUUGGACAAGCUAGAAGCUCUUAGGAAGCAGCUCAGACUUAAAAGGGAACUACUUUUGAAAUACAGAACUAUGUGUUCCUUUGACAUCCCGAAGAUUUAAUUAAAAUGUUAAGAUUCUUGUUCAGACUGUUAAUGAAUGAAAGGCUGAUAGAAAAGCUAUCAGAAUCGUACCCGAUCCGCCGUGCUGCAAAGUGGGUCGUAUACAUAGUUCAAAAGUCGAAGGCGAUACAAGAGGAAAAAGGUGGAAAGCUUUCGGACGGUAGUUUCAAAGGCCUCACACAAAAAAUAUCAAGUGCUUUGAAGGACGUGAGAAACAAUUUAGAAAAACAUUCCAAAAAAUGAGUUGUAUAAGAUAAUAUUAGUCCUUAGAAUAAAAAAAAAAUCAAAAUGAAAAACUAUUCAGUGGUUUUUAUAGAAAAUUCAGAUUAUCAACGAUUUGAUAAGGAUAAAAAUUUCAAUUUGAAAAAUGUCGUGUCUACAUAUUUUACUCAAUUCAAAGAACUCCCUAAAAGAAUCUACAUUUCUUUCAUCCCACCCGUAUUCAGUGAGAAUUCUAAGAAAGUUUAUGUGGAUUUGGUUGGGCCUUUAUUGGCUUUAUUAAUUUUGGGAUUUCUCUUGAACCUGGGCCACUCGUACAAACAUCCUUUGGCCUUAGCCGAUACUCCACCUUUUCUGAGUCUUGUCCUCUAUGCGACCUUUUUGCCCUCGUUUUGUUUUAUUUUAGUCAAAUUAGGAAAAUCUAACCUCAAUCCCAUGGAAAUAAUCUCCAUUUUGGGUUACGGCCUUUAUGCUCAUAUAUUUACCAUAAUGACUUGUUAUCUCGUAGAUUCGGAGUCUAGCAACUACUUAUUUUUCCUGUCGAUGAUAUUCUUCGGCGGGCUGAGCGGUUUCAGAAUUGUAGUGAUUCUCUUGUUGACAAUACCGAAACCUGGAGCAAGACUUGUUGCAUGUAGUUUGGUUACAAUUUUCCAUUUGCUUUUUCUUAUAUUUAUUCACUUUGUCUACAUGCAUAAAACAUUCAAAUAUGGCACAGGAAUAAAAGAGCAUGGAUAAUUAUUUAAGCUGAUUGUAAAUUAAAUGAUAAUAUGUACAUUUU
Cimex lectularius (bed bug) is the source of this 1324-nucleotide messenger RNA. RefSeq names its product mediator of RNA polymerase II transcription subunit 9 (gene MED9). The record is from RefSeq and is a predicted model, not a curated record. NCBI's taxonomy places the organism in Eukaryota, Metazoa, Arthropoda, Insecta, Hemiptera, Cimicidae. Bases 616 to 1281 code for a protein of 221 amino acids. The transcript has 2 exons. Gene Ontology annotation, molecular function: transcription coregulator activity. Gene Ontology annotation, biological process: regulation of transcription by RNA polymerase II. Gene Ontology annotation, cellular component: mediator complex.